UAGAGCUGAAUAGUCCAACUGAUCGUAAUGUCAGCCUUAAAAAACCCAUUUAGUGGGUUAAUGCUCUGCAGUUUUUUGGUUAUAUUGCAGUGUAUAUCUGCAGAAGUGGGAAAACUAGUCUGCUUUUACGAUGCCAAGAGUUUUGUGCGCGAAGGUCCCGCUCAAAUGUCACUGACCGAAUUGGAGCCCGCCUUGACUUUCUGCAACUUUUUGGUCUACGGUUAUGCGGGCAUCGAUGACGAGAAUUAUAAGAUCAAGAGUUUAAAUCCUACCUUAACCCAUGACCGCCAACACUAUCGCCACAUAACCGCUCUACGGCAAAAGUUCCCACAUGUUCGAUUCCUUCUCUCAGUGGGCGGGGAUCAGGAUUUGGACAGCGAGGGCGUGGCAGACAGUGGCAAGUACCUGAGAUUACUGGAACAGCCGGAGCAUAGGAAAAGCUUCCAGGCGAGCGUUGUGGCAGAGCUGAACAACCAUGGCUUCGAUGGAAUCGAUCUCUCCUGGCAGUUCCCCAAAAACAAACCCAAAGUGCAGCAGGGUGUAUUCAAGCGGGUUUGGGGCUCGUUUCGUGGCCUCUUCAGUUCCAAGUCGGUGGAUGAGAAGGCCGAGGAGCACAAGGAGCAGUUCGCCACCCUUCUUGGAGAACUACGAUCGGCUUUGCGAGGCAGUGGUCAGCUCUUGACUGUCAGCAUGCUGCCACAUGUUUCAGCAGAACUUUUCAUUGAUGUUCCCACUGUUCUGAAUAAUGUGGACUUCGUCAACCUGGGCACCUAUGACUUCCAGACCCCGGAACGUGAUCCCAAGGAGGCAGAUCUACCCGCUCCACUGUAUGAAAUGUACGAUCGGGAUCCCAGCCACAAUGUGAUGCACCAGGUGCAGUAUUGGCUGAACCAGACAUCCCAAAUCAGUGCCCACAAGUUGCAUGUUGGAGUGGCCACAUAUGGGCGUGCUUGGAUUAUGACCCGGAACUCUGGAAUCACUGGCUAUCCACCGAUUCCCGCCGCGAAUGGAGCUGCACCGGCGGGCAGGCAAACGGUCACUCCUGGAUUACUCAGUUGGCCGGAGACGUGCGAGCUGUUGCAACAGCAGCCGAAGGAUCGGGAUGUGCCUCAUCUGAGGAAGGUGGGCGAUCCCACCAAGCGUUUCGGCAUCUACGCUUAUCGGGCGGCGGAUGACAAGGGGGAGAAUGGACUGUGGGUUGGCUACGAGGAUCCCACAACGGCGGCCCUUAAGGCCGAUUUCGUCCAGGCCAAAGGAUUGGGCGGAGUGGCCCUCCACGACCUGUCCAUGGAUGAUUUUCGAGGUCAGUGUGCCGGCGAAAAGUUUCCCAUUAUGCGGAGCAUCAAAUUUAAGCUAUAGGUCUGCUGUUCAGCUCCAAUUUAUAAAAAUGUAAAAUAAAUAGAAGUCCUAAAAGUCCAA
Molecule: messenger RNA, 1419 nt
Organism: Drosophila rhopaloa
Lineage: Eukaryota; Metazoa; Arthropoda; Insecta; Diptera; Drosophilidae
Gene: Idgf5
Product: chitinase-like protein Idgf5
Exons: 3
Coding region: 28-1359 (443 amino acids)
Biological process (GO): carbohydrate metabolic process; chitin catabolic process
Cellular component (GO): extracellular region
Molecular function (GO): chitin binding
Source: RefSeq, a predicted model, not a curated record